Hippoglossus stenolepis (Pacific halibut) is the source of this 2372-nucleotide messenger RNA. It is a transcript of the gene maf1b, whose product is annotated as MAF1 homolog, negative regulator of RNA polymerase III b. Gene Ontology annotation, biological process: negative regulation of transcription by RNA polymerase III. Gene Ontology annotation, cellular component: nucleus. Lineage: Eukaryota; Metazoa; Chordata; Actinopteri; Pleuronectiformes; Pleuronectidae. The record is from RefSeq and is a predicted model, not a curated record. Bases 545 to 1279 code for a protein of 244 amino acids. The transcript is spliced from 8 exons. Gene Ontology annotation, molecular function: RNA polymerase III core binding.
AGGGCUCUAACGGCACAGUCGAUCCCGUUGUUUUGAUGAGGAAGGUCCUAGCGACGCUUUGAGGAAACCGUGACCCACUUCCACAUUCUCCCCAGGAACAGGAGCUCGUCCGCGGCCACUUUGUUCAGAUCGAGUCGCUGAGAGAAGGAGCGACUUGAUCCAGCAGAUUGCCCCCGCGCUGUGGAACCGGGAGAGGGAUGCCGCUGCAGACAGACUCCGACGGACGCAGACGGUCUCUGGAUUUAAUGUCGUCGCACUUAAUCGGGACGAGUAGUUUCUGUAUAAAUUUAAAAAGCCCCAGAAUAACCCGCUCUCGACCGAGUGCUCCCGGAAGAUGCUCCGGCUCGAACUAAGCGCUGCCCGUGUGAAGUGAAGACAUCCAGAGAAGCUAACCGCUAACUUAGCCGCUAACGCUAGCUGGUCCGACAGAAAAGCAGGAGGGUCGCUAAUCUCUCUCUCUGUGUCCCCGGGAAGAAGACGCCUGUGUGCGGGUUGACCUGUGUUGUUUUCUCGCUGAGCUGGAAAUAAAAACCUCUCGGCAGCAAUGAAACUGUUGGAGAACUCCAGCUUUGAAGCUCUCAGCUCCCAGCUGUGUGUGGAAACAGGGGAGUCUCGCAUCCUUGGCAGGAUUGAGAGCUACUCCUGUAAGAUGGCAGGAGAUGAUAAACAUAUGUUCAAGCAGUUUUGCCAGGAGGGGGAGCCACACGUCCUGGAGGCUCUUUCCCCCCCUCAGUCCACCAGCACCACCAGCCCUUCACAAUUUGGGAAGAGCAGUGAAGAUGGGGAAAAUCCUCUGAGUGACAAGUGUUGCAGGAAGACUAUUUUCUACCUCAUCACCACACUCAACGAGUCGUUCAGGCCGGACUACGACUUCAGUGCGGCGCGGGCCCACGAGUUCAGCCGUGAACCGAGUGUCAACUGGGUGGCUAAUGCAGUAAACAGCAGCUUGAUCUCAGCCGUGGGCGAAGAGUUCAACUCUGUGGGGCCGGAGCUGUGGAAUGCCAUCGACCAGGAAAUUAACCUGCAAAGCUGUGACAUUUACAGCUACAACCCUGAUCUGGACUCUGAUCCUUUCGGUGAAGAGGGGAGUCUCUGGUCCUUCAACUAUUUCUUCUACAACAAGAAGCUCAAGAGGAUUGUUUUCCUCACGUAUCGCUCUGUCAGCGUCCUGAGCGGAUAUGGUCGUGAUUGUCUCGACAACGAGCUGGACAUGGAGCUGGAUGAUGAGGAAAUGGAUGGUUUCACUGUGGACAGGUGCCCCAGAGCGCUGUGCGUGUGAAUUCUCCCAGAGGAUGCACCUUGGUGAAAGAUUAUUUGGUCUUCUCCCCCCACCCCCCUUCAUCACUCCAUCCUACCUUUUUUUUUGUGUUUGUUUUGGGGUUUUUUGCUGCCUCUCCCCAAGCCGUGUUCUCAUUUUAGAUAAAUGCAUGUUUGAAGCCUUCUCUUUUGCUGGCAGUGAACUAUGAGCCGUGAGGUGGUGGACUUUUUUCUUUUUAAGAGACCCCACGGUCCCCACAGUAACCUAAAGCUCCUUCAUUCUCCGGUGUUUUUUCGUCCCGAAGCUCCAGGCCCAAGAAAAACAUUGACACACACACGUGGGGCUCCUACACACUCGCCAUGUUUCCAAAGAGACCACUUCAUGGACGUUUGAGAAGAAGGUCUUGUUUUAUGGAUGCGUGGUCAAAGGCGGACUGCGAGCAGCGUUUCUCGCAAAUGAUGUCAGGACUCCAAGUAACACCAGCACCAAUGAGAUCUGGCGCAGAUUAAAAAGUUUCUAAUAUUCCAACCUGGGGUCCAUUUGAUUCCAGUUUGAUGUUGACUGAGCAGCUCGUUUGUUGUUCAUCGUUUGCUUGUGUUGCUUUUUUCCGUGUGACGUUACAGUGAGAACUCUCUAGCACUGAGUUUGAAACACUUCUAACCAUUAUUACUGCAAACACUCGUCUGUACGUGAGAGACAGGAGGGAUCCACCGGGGAAACUAUUGACACCUGAGUUGCAGCUUAGAAAACAUAUCAGCUUUUGACAGAUUUGUAUUUUUACCCAGUUUCAUAUUGUCUUUCACCUACCUACAGUAUUUUAAUUUUCAUCCUCUUCCUGGUUGACCCUACCUUCUAAAUGUCUCGUCUUGCCAGUUGUUUCUUUGCUCAUUACCUCAAUGCAAAGGCAUCAUUGAAAAGUGAAUGUAUAGUUAAAUUUAGAGAGGAAAAUACAAAAUCUUGAUAGAAAAAAAAAUUGCUGUUUUCGGCAUUAUUUUUUAGAAAUUGAGAAGCUCUUGUCGUUAUUUAAAAAGUGGGCAGGAGUUAUGUCUUUUCUUGACUGCUUUUGCUUUUUCUUGGCUGGUAUCGAUGUGAAUAAACUGGUAUUUGAAUCAGA